This is a messenger RNA of Naegleria gruberi, 1320 nucleotides long. RefSeq lists its product as uncharacterized. Gene Ontology annotation, biological process: nucleocytoplasmic transport; activation of GTPase activity. Gene Ontology annotation, cellular component: perinuclear region of cytoplasm; nucleus; cytosol. NCBI's taxonomy places the organism in Eukaryota, Heterolobosea, Eutetramitea, Acrasida, Naegleriidae. The coding region runs from base 1 to 1320 and encodes 439 amino acids. Gene Ontology annotation, molecular function: GTPase activator activity; small GTPase binding. The record is from RefSeq and is a predicted model, not a curated record. The transcript has a single exon.
AUGACUGAACAACAAACAGUGUUAAUUGAUGAUCUUCAAUUAAUUUCAAAUCAAUUUCCAUGUGGUGAUAUUCUUUGGGAAAUUUUAUCAUUUUGUAAUGAUUUUACAUUUAUUGUAAUGAAUUGUGCACUAGUUUCCAAACAGUGGUACCAUGUCAUUUUGGAAAGAUGUAAACUCUCAUUAACCUGCAAUUCGGAUCAGAAAUUGAAGGGAAAAUUUCUUGAAAGAGUUUCAAAUUUCACAGUUAAAAAGAAUGAAGAAGGAAAUUUGUUUAAUUGUCAAAUUUUUGAAUGUUUGAAGAAUUUGACAAGAAUUGAUAUCAGUGAUAAUGAAAUUAGCGAUGAAAGGGUUAAGCAUUUUGGUAAUUUGACUCAUUUGACAAAUCUUGUAAUUAAUUGUAACGACAUUGGUGUAGAGGGAGCUAAAUGUCUUUGUCAACUGAAUCAAUUAACAAGGCUUAAUAUUGGAAACAACAGUCUUGAGACUGAAGGUGCUAAAUACAUUAGUGAACUGAAGAAUUUGACCAAACUUGAUAUCGCUCGCAACUGUAUUGGUGAUAGAGGUGCUCAAUUUAUUACUGAAAUGAAACAACUGACUUCUCUAAACCUUAACAGGAAUGGAAUUGAAUAUUUAGGAGCAAAAUUUAUUAGUGAAAUGUAUCAAUUAACGAGUCUUGAUAUCAGUAACAAUGACAUUGGUUCUGAAGGAGCUAAACAAAUUAGCAAACUCGACCAAUUGACCAAACUAUAUAUUUACGAUAAUAAUAUUGGUGAUGAAGGAGCUAUGCACAUUAGCGAAAUGAAACAACUAACUAAUCUCGAUAUUAGCAGGAAUGAUAUUGACUCAGAAGGUGCCAAAUCCAUAUGUGAACUCUAUCAAUUAACAAAUCUCAAUAUUUGUUCGAAUUACAUUGGUGAAACAGGUGCCAAGCAUAUCAGUGAAAUGAAUAAUUUGACCAUUCUUGAAAUUGGCAGUAAUGAAAUUGGAUCUGAAGGAGCGUAUCAUAUCAGCAGAAUGCACCAAUUGACUAGGCUCAUGAUUUUUGCUAAUGAUAUUGGAGAAAAAGGGGCCAAACAUGUUUCUGAGAUGAAACAAUUAACUAAACUCGAUAUUUAUGAUAAUAAUAUUGGUGAUGAGGGAACUAUACACAUUAGCGAAAUGAAACAAUUAACCUACCUCGAUGUUUCAGCCAAUAAUAUUGGUCACGAAGGUGCUGAAUAUAUUAGGAAAUUGAAUCGAUUGACAUUUCUUAAUGUUCACUAUAAUUCAUUCAGUGAUAGUGAAUCAGAACUUAUAGAAAAGGAGUUAAUGAAGGAUUAA